UUUUACUAAAGUUGCUAUUUUUAACUUGUGUGUAAUAUGCUUUGGACUAUAUUUUUACUUGCAAAGUAUAGGAACAAGUCUUAUAUAUAUUGGAAAAUUAUAUUUGUCAGAUAUUUAAUAUAAGUGUAUAAGAAGUGCAUUAUCUAUACGUCUUUCGUAUACCACGAAACGAAGCUAAUUUGACAAUUUGUUUUUUUGUGCCAUUUGUAAAGUGUUCGGCUGGCGCGGGCAGUGUGAAUUUAAAAAAAUUGACGAUAUUGGCGUUUGACUGCUUCAAAGAGAAAAUAUAGUUGGAUAAAUCAUUGUACAUCUUGUUCUUUUUGGAGAAUCGGCAACAAUUUGUUAACAUCAGUUUGCACCAUCACAGAAUUAUGGAUGUAGUGGAACAUGAUAUCCUUAUGUCUGCAAAAAGAGCUAAGAAGAAGCUGAGCAAGAUCAUCGAUCUAGUGAAUUCAGAUAUACGGAAGGGUUUCCUUGGUGUUGUUCUAAAUGUUCGAAAAAGGAAAAUAUUGGCCCUAAAACUGCUAAGACACUGCAAGUUGCGGCAGUUAUUUGUUCCAGUACUGGAAUCAAAAUAUGUUUUGUUGGACAUUUUUUGUGGUCUUCUUUGCACUGUAAAUGAAUUGCCAAGAACAAAUUUAGCUAGGCAAGGUUUGAAAUUAGAGAAAUUUGUCAGAUGUGCUCAGAUUCUGCAAAAGAAACCACAACUGAUAUCUGACUUAUAUUGCUUACAAGCGGAAGUUCGCAAAUUGACAAUAAGGAAAUUGCGAGAAGAAUUGGCAAUCAAAUUUAACGAUGUUCAACGCCGACUGAACCGUUCAACUGGUGGGAGGAAAAAGAAAUAAUUUUUUUCUAUUGC
Molecule: messenger RNA, 859 nt
Organism: Teleopsis dalmanni
Lineage: Eukaryota; Metazoa; Arthropoda; Insecta; Diptera; Diopsidae
Exons: 5
Coding region: 372-845 (157 amino acids)
Source: RefSeq, a predicted model, not a curated record